AUGAAGACUACGUGGAAAGACAUCCAGCCGGUGCCGACUUCGCAGGAGUUUUUGGACAUUGUGUUGAGUCGUACGCAGAGGAGACUCCCCACGCAGAUUCGUGCAGGAUUUCAGAUUAGCAGAAUCAGAAACUUUUACACCAGGAAGGUCAAGUUCACGCAGGAGACUUUCAGCGAGAAGAUCUCUUUGAUCCUCGAUGGCUUCCCGCGUCUUCAGGAUAUCCAUCCCUUCCACAAGGAUCUUCUGAAUACUCUUUACGAUGCCGACCAUUUCCGUAUUGCCCUGGGUCAAUUAGCGACAGCGAAGCAUCUGAUCGAAACCGUCUCCCGCGAUUACGUCCGCCUCCUCAAAUACGCCCAGUCGCUUUUCCAAUGCAAGCAGCUCAAGCGUGCUGCUCUUGGUCGCAUGGCCACCAUCUGCAAGCGCCUUAAGGACCCUCUUCUAUACCUCGACCAGGUUCGCCAGCAUUUAGGCCGUCUCCCCUCGAUUGACCCCAACACCAGAACGCUACUCAUCUGUGGCUACCCCAAUGUCGGAAAGUCGAGUUUCCUGAGGAGCGUGACCCGUGCGGACGUUGAUGUUCAGCCUUACGCUUUCACCACCAAGAGCUUGUUCGUUGGUCACUUCGAUUACAAGUAUCUCAGAUUCCAAGCUAUUGAUACCCCCGGAAUCCUCGAUCACCCGCUGGAGGAGAUGAACACCAUCGAGAUGCAGUCGAUCACAGCCAUCGCCCAUUUGCGAUCUGCUAUUCUAUACUUCAUGGAUCUCUCCGAGCAGUGUGGUUACACUGUUGCCGCACAGAUUGCGCUUUUCCAGAGUAUUAAGCCUCUUUUCGCCAACAAGCUCGUCUUCAUCGUCAUCAACAAGAUCGAUGUUAUGCGCCCAGAAGAUCUCGAUGCUGAGUCCCAGGCACAGCUCCAGUCCCUACUGAAGCCAGGAGAUAUUGAGAUGCUGCAAUUAUCCUGCACUACCGAGGAAGGUGUCCAAGAAGUGAAGAAUGCUGCAUGCGAGCGCUUGAUUGCGGACCGUGUGGCCCAGAAGCUUAAGGCUGGCACAAACAGCAAUGGCGCAGUCGGUGGUCGUCUUGGUGAUGUCCUUGCACGUAUCCACGUUGCUCGCCCAAUGAACGGUGUUGUUAGAGAGGCAUUUAUUCCGGAUGCCGUCAAGGAGAUGAAGAAAUACGACAAAAAUGAUCCUGAGCGCCGGAAGCUUGCUCGUGACAUCGAGGAGGAGAACGGAGGAGCUGGUGUCUUCAACAUCAACCUCAAGGAUAAGUACAUGCUUGAGAACGACGAGUGGAAGUACGAUAAGGUUCCUGAGGUUCUGGACGGCAAGAACGUCUACGACUUCAUCGAUCCAGAAAUUGAGGCUAAGCUUGCUGCGCUGGAGGAGGAGGAAGAGAAGCUUGAGGCCGAGGGUUACUACGAUUCUGAGGAUGAUCUUGAGGAUGCCGAGGAUGCCGAUAUCCGCAUGAAGGCUGAGCUAAUCAGGGAGAAGAGAAUCCUCAUCAGAAAUGCCGCGAAGAUGAAGAAGUCCCUGAAGAACAGGGCUAUCAUCCCACGCACAUUGACAAAGGCGAAGCUUACGGAUAUGGAGGAUCACUUGGACUCGCUUGGUCUGGAUACUACUUCGCUCACUGCGCGCGCAAGAUCGCAGUCCAGAGGACGUAGUGUUGUUCGCAGCCGUGCUGGAACUGAGGAUGUUAUGGAUGUUGACUCGCCAGAGUACGAGGCCAAGAUGCGCGCGAAGAGCCGUGCUAGAAGCCAGAGCAACCGUCGUGAGGACGGUGUUCCCGAGGGAGUUAUCAGGACGAAGGCAGAGAGAAUUGCCAAGCUGGGCCAGAGGCAUAGAAACAGAAUGGCCCGUGCUGGUGAGGCUGACAGACAUGUUGCGGCUGCCAUGCCUAAGCAUUUGUUUUCUGGAAAGCGCGGUAUGGGCAAGACGCAAAGUCGCUAA
Molecule: messenger RNA, 1956 nt
Organism: Pseudogymnoascus destructans
Lineage: Eukaryota; Fungi; Ascomycota; Leotiomycetes; Thelebolales; Thelebolaceae
Gene: NOG1
Product: Nucleolar GTP-binding protein 1
Exons: 3
Coding region: 1-1956 (651 amino acids)
Biological process (GO): ribosomal large subunit biogenesis
Cellular component (GO): nucleolus
Molecular function (GO): GTP binding; RNA binding; GTPase activity
Source: RefSeq, a predicted model, not a curated record